AUGACAGACAGUGAAGAAUGUUCUUCGGUGGUGUGCUGUUUGUCGAUUUCCAACACUGUGAAAGUAGCGGGAACCUUUGUUGUCUCUGUGGGUCGGCCUCAGCAGGUUCUACCUGUUGAGGAGUCGCCACUUCAGAGGAAAGCGUCAGUUGGAAAAUUCAAAUCUUCAAAUAUCAAAUAUUUGUCGGACGAGACGGAAAGAUUACUACAAAUGAAGGUCAAGGUGUCCGAGAAAGCUUUUAAAAUGUCUGAAAUCAUGGAUAGUGAGAUCGACUUUGGCGACCUGAGCACUGACCAGAUGGCAGACUUCGGCACUGAUUCGGACGCCACCAUCGAACAAUCCGACAACGAAUUCUUCAAGCCGAAAAGAUCGCGGCUGAAUAGCACCCUUAAACGAAAGACGUUGGAAGCACUUAACGAGUCGGCCAUGCAUGAUGCGAACUAUCAGGCCCCUGUAUUUAGAAUCAAGAAACAGAGAGUCAAAUGCGCAGAAGGUCAUCCUCUCAUGGUGAAAGCGUUCAUUUCGGCCCAUCCAGAGCCUUUAAUAUCUGCGUACCACAACAACGAUCUGAUUCUCGAUGUCGAAUCUCUGGUGAAGGAAGGGAGGAGUCUCUACAGUUUCACAUUUUCUGUAGAUUCGGCGCAUGCAGAAAACGGUGGAAAACUCACAAUAAAGGCUGAGAACCAACUAGGAAGUGACGAAUUCGUCGCGUAUAUUGAGGUUCUAGAGCAAACGAAACAAAGAUAUUCGAAAUACGAUCCCAGCACAUUUGACCGUGAAUUCGAAGCUGCCGAGAUAACCAGCUCAGUCGCGGAUGUCUCUGUUAACAGAGGAGAGACAGCACGACUACACGGCAAGAUGUGUGGCUACCCGAUUCCGGAGAUGAUAUGGUUGAAAAAUGGAGCAGAAUUUGAUCCCUUGCUCCACCCAGAUAAGUACUGUAUUGGUGUUCAACCAGAUGGAACUUUCACCAUGGAAAUCGCGGACUGCACUCCCGACGACGACGACGUCUAUGCUCUGCUGGUGGAGAACAUGGCCGGCAUUGACAGCUGCGAUUUCCAAGUUUUCGUGAGCAGAUCA
Messenger RNA from Ostertagia ostertagi, 1080 nucleotides. NCBI's taxonomy places the organism in Eukaryota, Metazoa, Nematoda, Chromadorea, Rhabditida, Trichostrongylidae. The record is from the annotation of a GenBank genome assembly.